Messenger RNA from Camellia sinensis, 745 nucleotides. The record is from RefSeq and is a predicted model, not a curated record. NCBI's taxonomy places the organism in Eukaryota, Viridiplantae, Streptophyta, Magnoliopsida, Ericales, Theaceae.
AUGGUGCAGGCUAGAAAUAAUGCACGGAUUAUGAUCGCUGGCUUUUUAGAUAUGUUCAGUAAUGGAUUGUUCAAAUCAGUAUUAACUUGUAUUCUUGAUCUUCAGGCUGUUAAUGUCAGACAUCACAAAGUUGGGGAAAUAGAUGAGCCUGCAAUUUAUAGGAUUAAUGAUGACCUGGAAUACUCUAUUGAGAUUUUUGAGUGGUCUGGAACAAAUUGGGAACCAUACGUGUCUAAUGAUGUUCAAGUGCAGUUCUACAUGAUGAGCCCUUAUGUGUUGAAAACCUUAUCAACCAAUCAGAAGGGGCUGUACAUCCUGAUAAUCUUAAAAGAGAUGAUUAAGAUUAUCAACCAAUCAUAAAUAUUCCUGAUUCAUGGAGCUGCGGGAUUGGCCAGUUAUGUGGAGACGCUUUUACGGAAACCCAACACUGAAUUUAAUGUAUGUUACUUUAUUUCUUUGUCAUAUUUCCACUUCUAACAAAUUAUUUCUAUCACGUGCCAAAAUUUUACACCAUGUAUUUAUAAGUUUAUAUUUUCAUGUGGACUGCUUGCUUUUCAGUCUUAUUCUCUCUGGUUAGUAGAGGUAUUUGUUCUCAUGUCACCAAGUCAGCACUGUUGGAUCAUAUUUUUAUACUCCUUCAGAUUUUUUAUUCUUGAUGAUUUUAAUUACACUCCAUCAAUAGGGUCUCUGGUAAUUUUUUGGUACUGAUUGUCACGAGAUUAGGGAGUAAUGGUUUUGAUGACAU